GACAAGAAAGUAGCCAAAAAGGUUGGGCGACGUGCCCACCUCAAAGUUCACUCUUACUUAUAAGUUGGUCACUUUGGACUGUGAUCAUGACGGAGAUGGGGAAGCUUCUCGUUGUCUGUGCUCCAGAAUCAUACGCACAUAAUUCUUCCUUCUUAUUCUAUACAUUCAUAUCAUAUUUGAGAGAAGGAAUCGCUUCUGGGAUUCCAAAAGGAGAGCCAAAAAAAAAAAAAAAAAGAUGUUGGAAGGAAAAGCUAGGAUAAGGGAAACAGACAUGGCAGAGAAUAUGCAGAUUCAAGCCAUGGCUUGUGCUUCUCAGGCCCUUGAUCUCUAUGAUGUGUUCGAUUGCAUCUCAAUUGCUGCCCAUGUCAAGAAGGAGUUUGAUAAGAUGUAUGGGAGUGGAUGGCAAUGUGUGGUGGGUUCGAAUUUUGGAAGCUUCUUCACUCAUACACCUGGGACUUUCAUCUAUUUUGCACUGGAGACCCUCAAUUUCCUUAUCUUCAAGGGAGCCUCUUCUUAAAAUUAUAUGUACAUACAUAAAUGUUUGAUGUCUUUGUUUGUAUGUGUGUGUGUGUGUGAGAGAGAGAGAGAGAGAGAGAGACCAACAUUAUAUUGUGGCUCUCGAUUCUUCUUCCGCUCUCAGAUGAUGUACGAUACGAUGAUAGAUAGACCGGUAGUUGAAACAGUCCUUAUCCUCUCAAUGAUUGCAGCUUCUCUGCGCUCCAAAUAUGCCUCUGCAGUUUAACUAGAAAAAAUUAGUUUAUAACUA
Messenger RNA from Juglans microcarpa x Juglans regia, 766 nucleotides. RefSeq names its product dynein light chain 1, cytoplasmic-like. Gene Ontology annotation, molecular function: dynein intermediate chain binding; dynein light intermediate chain binding. Gene Ontology annotation, cellular component: dynein complex. The record is from RefSeq and is a predicted model, not a curated record. NCBI's taxonomy places the organism in Eukaryota, Viridiplantae, Streptophyta, Magnoliopsida, Fagales, Juglandaceae. Gene Ontology annotation, biological process: microtubule-based process. Bases 236 to 517 code for a protein of 93 amino acids. The transcript has 2 exons.